UCUGAGGGUCUGAACUAAUGCCUGAAUAUGUUUGCCAGGGAAUGAGUUUGGCCUACACAGAGGCCCUGGCUCUUUCUUAAAAGAGCCCUGACUCUGCCUCCCUGAACUGGAGAUUUAAGGGAGUGCUGAAUAAACAAAGGAUCUAUUUUGUUCUGGGUAUGUCUGGCUACAGUGCUCUCCCUCAAAGGAACCCCCGCCUCCUUCCCAGCUAGGGGUAUUCUCCCUGCAAGCCAGCGUUGCUUCCAAGAAAGCUUCCUUUGAUCUUGUGAAAUUGUCUCCGGUCCCUUGAUUCUUCUUCUUCUUCUUCUUCAGCUCUGGCUCCGCAGUUUGUUCACAGUCCCUUGCUUCCCUUCUCUUCUCGGAGCGCCGGGCAAGUGUGCGUUCAGUUCAGUUCUCUUCCACCCGAGCGAAGGUUGCCUCUGUGAUGCUUUGCAGUUCACAACUUUUAAAAGAAGACAAGUCAUAUGCAGCAAGAACCCAAAGCCCUGUGUGUUUUGCUGUCAGCUCAAUGUGUUGAAGAAGAAGAAGAUAGCUGGGUUGUUUGGAUUAAAUCCUCUUUGCUUUCCAAGGCAUGCCAGAUUGCCUACAUUUGGGUUGAUGCAGUUCAAGCAGCAUCCAGCUUUCUCUUGAGGCAUUAAGAAAAUCCUGUCCACAGCUUGCAAGAUGACCGACGAGCCUAUCAAGGAGAUCUUGGGAGGUUCCAAGUGUCCUCAGUGUGCAACGCUGGAGAAGAUCAACAACAAUGACUGCCGGGUGACGGCUGUGCCUUUGGUGAGCGAACACCAGCUGACGGCUGCCACAGGGGGAGCAGAACUCUCCUGUUACCGUUGCACGAUCCCCUUUGGGGUGGUGAUCCUCAUUGCCGGAAUUGUGGUCACAGCAGUAGCCUACAGCUUCGACUCUCACGGAUCCAUCAUCUCCGUGCUGGGAUUGUUCCUAUUGUCAUCCGGACUCCUUUUGUUGGCCUCGAGUGCCUUAUGCUGGAAAAUCCGGCAGCGGAACAAGAAGGGAAAGAGGAGGGAGAGCCAGACAGCUCUUGUGGCAAACCAAAGGAGCCUCUUUGCUUAGAAGCUGCGAGCCAAAGGGAUGAAGGUGAAUGGUGGAUUACUGAACAUCAAGUCUUAUUUAUUUGCAGUUCAGCUGCAGGAUCUUUUAGCAAUGGCUGAGCUGGAAUUAUAAAUGAGAACCCAGAGCACCAUGGAAGGUUUGGAAAUCAUUCAUACCUGUUGUCUCAGAAGUGUAUUUCAAGAUACACUAGAUAUGAUACCCUGGGAUUUUCAUUUCAGAUCUUUUCUCUGUGUUUUAUUCAAGUGGUGUUAUACAGUUCAAAGAUUGAGGUUUUGGCACAUCUAGAAAAAACAAAACCAAAAGCCUUAUCCAACUGUCUAGUAGAAUAAAGGAGGUCAGUUACCUGGAGUCAGGUGGGACCAUGUGUUCUAUUGAAAGACAGCAGUGGGCAGUCCAUCAUACACAGCUUUAACUUUACAGCUGGUCCCAAAAGCAAGGCAAUAGGCAACCAACUUAUUCAAAGGUUCAUGCGCAUGCAUGUGAUGAAAACCCCAACCCACCCCGGAAAUAUCUUCUAGAGGGAGAAACCUUGAGAACAACAGUGGGGAGGUAGUUUUCUUUGUGGCGAAUAGUCAUCUUCUAUCUUCCACGAGUCACCCUUGUCACGGCAAUAUCUUGCAACAGCGAAUUCCAUACAUUAAAGCAAACAAGUGGGUCAGAAAGGCUGGAGUAAGCCCCUCAUGUAGUUGUCUCCCUACAUCCGAUUUCCUAGGAAAAGGGGCCAUUUUGGUUGCCUCUUGAGUUGAUCUGGCUUUGAGGUCAUCUUCUAAAAGACAGCAGUUCUGCCGCAUGUUGUGUUGACCACACAUUUGCUUGAUUUUUAAAGGAUGGAAGAUUAAAAAGGCCUCCUUGCUUCCGGUUAUUCAGGGAAGCAGUCUUGAAAUUAUAGACUUGUCCCAAUCCCCCCUUUUUUCCCCAGAAAGAACUUACUUGUUUCUCUCCUGCUCCUCCCCCCCCACCCCCUAUCACCAUCAGACUUGUGUGGCCUUUUAAACUAUUAGCAAAUGCUUGGACAAUUUGGGGAGGUGGGGUGAAUGCUAGGAGAAUUCAAGGAUGUGAUCAAAACAGCGCAAAGUCAUGUCCAUCAAGUGCUUCACCUAAAGCUUUCUUAAGACGAAAAGCCCAUGUGCGGCUUUGAUCAACAUAACGUUUAAGGAACUUGCAGUCAUAAGUUGCAUCAGCCAGAACAUGCACUUCAUUUUAUUCUUAUGAUAUUUUUGUGGUACUUCUUUAAAAAGUAAUAUUGAACUACUACUAGUACUACUACUACUAUACUACUGCUUCCUUUAAAAAAUGGAGUGGGUAAUGUUACUAUUUAGACACAGGUUGCUCUCUAUACCUAUUUGUCAAAAUUAAACAGCAAGGUAUAUGUAUAGAUCAAAAGAUACAUUGGCAAAUUUAACUGUUAUAACACUGUCAUACUUAGCACUUUGGAUCAUUUUGAUAUUAAAUCCUGGUUUUUAGAAAAUGUACCCUUCAUUUCAAAAUAAUAAACAAUCUCUGCUGCUAGAGCUUUUAGAAAAGUGAGUCUUGUCCAUU
Pogona vitticeps (central bearded dragon) is the source of this 2607-nucleotide messenger RNA. It is a transcript of the gene TMEM100, whose product is annotated as transmembrane protein 100. Gene Ontology annotation, cellular component: plasma membrane. Lineage: Eukaryota; Metazoa; Chordata; Lepidosauria; Squamata; Agamidae. Gene Ontology annotation, biological process: cellular response to BMP stimulus. The record is from RefSeq and is a predicted model, not a curated record.